Gilbertella persicaria is the source of this 2388-nucleotide messenger RNA. RefSeq lists its product as uncharacterized. The record is from RefSeq and is a predicted model, not a curated record. Bases 1 to 2388 code for a protein of 795 amino acids. Lineage: Eukaryota; Fungi; Mucoromycota; Mucoromycetes; Mucorales; Choanephoraceae. The transcript is spliced from 5 exons.
AUGAUGAAAAGAAGUGGAAAACAGUCUGAUAAUGGUCGUGGAAUCAAUACUGAUAAAGUCGAAUAUUAUAAAGAAACCGAACAAGAAGUUACUGAAGAUAAUUCAGAUGAAGAUUUCCAACCGAUUAUGUAUAGAAAAAGAACUAAAAACACGCCGUAUAGUUCUGAAAAUAAAAAGACUAAAAUAAUGUGUGCUACUACUAGCUCAAGCUCCAUAAUAAUCAACCCCAGCUCUUCAGCAGUCAAACCAAGCUCUUCAGCAGUCAAACCAAGUUCUUCAGUAGUUGAAUCAAACUCUUUAGUUGCUGAAUCAAGCUCCUCCAAUUCAAAUGUUGCCAAUUCAAGCUCCCCAGUUUCUGAACAAAUUAAACAAGUGAUCACAAUCAAAACGACUAUUCAAAAUAUUUGGAAUCAGGAUCAUGUACGACCUUUAUACGAUUUAGUCGACAAUGUCAAUAUACUAGUUUUACAUACUUAUAGUUUCUCAAAAUACAUAUUUUUGGAGGAGCUAAAGAAUAGCAUUGACUUCAGCUUGGCAGAUUUUGUAACAAAGGAGUUUUUCGUAGAGGUGUUUCUGGCUCUGAUCAUUCGUCGUAAUGUUCCUGGAAAGGUAAAAGAUAGAACCGCUAUCUAUCGUGAAUUGAUAUCUCGUCACAAAUCAUCGUAUUUUGAAGAUGCUCAAUAUACUCCGUUUGAGAUAAAAUACGCGCAACAGCUCGCAUUGUACGAAUGUACUAAAAUUAAUACGGCUUACCACAAUAAUAUCAAGGCACAUUUUGGUAACAGAUUGCGUAUGUUAUUGAACAUGCUUUCUAAAAAAGAAAAAAAGUUACUCAGUCUCGAUCAUCGUAUGAAAGCUGUAAAUGCCACGAAACAAGCUAUAAAAGAAGCUCGCCGAAAAGAAGUAUUUGAACUCCUUAACAGAAUGAAAUUCGCUGUAUCAAAAAAAGAAAUUCCUUCUUCGGACGUCCUGGAUGAAAAAGCAUUAUCAUCUAAUUCUAUCUAUUAUGAUGUUAAAGCUCACCCAGAAAAGCAUUUCAAUGCUUUCUACAAGAUUGCUAAACUUCUGGAAACUGAAGCAGCUAAAACAUUUAAUUGUUUUCCAAUCAAAACAUCGUUUAUACCAUCCUACAUUACUCUGGAUUCCAAAAUAGUUCAUCAUCACAUACUGAAGCAGAAAACUUCCUUCAAGGCGGAACAAAAGUUUGAGAUUUGGAGCAACGUCGUUAAUUUAAACAAGAAAUCAUUCAAACCUCAAGGACUUAAUAAAUCUCUACGAUUUCAGGGUACCAUUGAAACUGAUGGUAUUUGUGCUUCGGUGUUAAAACAGAAUAUCACCACGGGUAAAAAGCAGCCAAGAAUGAAUAAUAAGAAGACAGAUACUAUCGACGAGGAGUAUGUCGAAAAUAUACUACCUGCUACACUGAAGGAAAACCAAGGCAAAUACGUUUUAAUUGACCCUGGAAGACGAGACCUUAUGUUUUGCAUGCAAGAGUCAAGUACGAAGGAGAAGCCCCAAAUUCUAAAAUAUACAAAAAUCACUAGAAAUAAGCUGACUAGACAUAACAAAAUAUUAAGCAAACAAAAUACGCCAGAGUCAGUAAAAAUCGCCCAACUCAUUUUGUCUAAAACCGUAUCUUCUUUAGUAGACAUUACAAAAUUUAGGGAUUACAUCAAAACCAGAGCCUCUGUCACACAUGUAUUAACGAGAUAUUAUGGAAAUGAAACAAUGACGAUCAAUGAAUCAUAUUUCCCUGGAUCUGUCACGGAAUUCUCAAUACGACGAGGAUGUUUAUACUAUGGAGAUUUGUUUGUUAUAAAUUUUCGAGGAUAUUAUCCGCAACCGAAAGACACUACUAGCACCACUACUGAUUUGAAUUUGUAUGCGACUUAUUUGGAAAUCAUGUUAAAACAAAAGCACAUCGCACAGCGUCUGACUGCAACAACAAAAAACUCACUAAAUGCACUGAUUAGUAACAUGUCCUUAAGUAAUGAAGAUAAUGGGUUAAAACACAAAGCAAGCACACAAUUAGAAAAGUUGCGACUGUUACCUUUCAGAAAGAUAAAAUUCAACAGCAAGCUCUAUCACGAUCAAAAUGAUGCCAAUUUGGUUCAACGGCUAAAGCUAAAGUUUGGGAAAAACUCGAUUUUAGUGAUAGGUAAUUGGUCUGCUCCGAAUACGAAAUUCCAGGAGCCCACAAGAAGUAAAGGCCCAAUCAAAAUGUUGAAGAAGGCAGGAUUUACUGUUCUUUUAAUCGACGAGUUUAAAACGUCCUCAUAUUGCCCUACUUGCGAAAGCGAACUGGAGACAUUCAAGACUGUUGUCAACCCUCGCCCAUACAAAAGAGCCGAUGCACCAACUGUUGAAUGUCACGGUUUAUUAAGGUAG